AUGUGUGCGCUCAAGUUGGUCUCACCGUUUCAUCAUGGAUGCGUCCGGAUCGAGGCACAGGGUCCCUCAAGUCCGCCUCCUCAAAUAUCUUCGUUGUUCCCCCUCUCCUCUUCCACUCAAGGUCCAACUGCCACUCGUCUGAAACAACUCUGGUUCGACCCCGACAUUCAUGUCCCAGAAUACCAUACCCUCCUCCUCGCACUCCUGAGCCACAGCCCCCACCUGGAACGACUCUCCUUCGCUGCGCCCAGCACGCCCUACCAACUCUCAGACCUCGUCUCCGCCUUCUCCAAGAACCUCAAACUCCGCCAUCUCGAACUCAUCGAAUACAAUACCAGCGCCUUCAAAAACAGCAACAACAAUGACUACCCCGCAGACUUGAUCCAAGCUUCCACCUAUGCCUCCUCGCAUCUCCACAGCUUCACCCUUCGCUCCUUCCAAACCAGGGCGACCUCUUCCUUCAUCGACCGAGCCGUCCAUGCCCUAGUUCACCAUCAACACAGCCGAACUCUGGAACGGCUGGAUUUCUGUAAAGACGAUGAAGUCGCGAGCAAGGAUCUGCAGCUAUUGUUGAUGUCGUGUCCCAAUCUGACGAGGUUUGUGGUCAUUGAUGUCGAGGCUUGUGAGUCGACUACCAAGAACCGGUCCAGGAUUCACAUCGAGGAUUUGGCGGCUGGCGAGUGGGUGUGUCGGGGGUUGAAGGAGUUGUGCAUUGGGUUCACAGGAUUCUCCACCCUCGCCUUCUCUUCCUCCUCCUCUUCUUCUUCUGGCGAGUCAGCAACAGCACAAUACCACACAGCCCUAAUCUACAAUCACCUCGCAUGCCUGACCUACCUCGAAACCCUCUGCCUCGCCGGAGAACUACUUCCUUUCUCGGUGUCACCAAGAGACCGCUGGAUCCCUCCCCCACCCUCCAGCAGCACGUACUUUGACCUCUCCCUCAAAACCGGCCUCGCCAGACUAGAGCCUCUGAAGUACGUGCAGACGUUGAAUUUGAGUCAAUGGCAGCAAUUCCGGAUCGGCAAGGCAGAGGCGGCGUGGAUGGUGGAGCAGUGGGAGGGGUUGCGGUAUGUAACCUUACCGGCGCAAGAGCCUCCGAUGGUUCCGGAAGGGUACAGAGCUGCGGGGCAUUUUAUGGAUCUGGUCGCUGUUCGACCUAGCUUGAUCGUGUCAAUCAAAGCCUGA
Messenger RNA from Linnemannia hyalina, 1185 nucleotides. The record is from the annotation of a GenBank genome assembly. NCBI's taxonomy places the organism in Eukaryota, Fungi, Mortierellomycota, Mortierellomycetes, Mortierellales, Mortierellaceae.